AUGACGACCCUUGCCUUGCGGUCAGGCACUCUCGCGCGCUUUUCGAGAAGCGGCAUCGAAUCCAUAGCGCGACGCGCCGCCUAUCGCCCUCGCUGCCCGUCUUCACUCCCCAGAGCAGUAUUUGCGCACCAGCGCAUAAGGCUGUAUGCCAGCAAUCAGCCCGGCGAUCCGAAGGACCAAAAGGACCGCAGUGGUGGCAACAAUGCGGCCAAAGGAGAGAACAAGGCGGAGUCGGGGAAGAGCGCCACAGAUGGCAAGGGAGCCAACACCGAAUCCAAUGCCUCGAAACUUACGCCGGAGGAAGAGCAGGAGCUUGACAAGUUAGCGGAACAAGUAAAACGCGGCCUGCCCGGGCCACUGAAGAGAGAGGUUGACAAAGCGUUCGACUCGUUGAAGAAAGAAGGCUUGCCGGAGGAGAUGCGCGACAUUAUGAAGAAUGUCGCGGGUGGCGCACCGUUGGAUAUGUCGACGGUCACGAGGCUGAUCAAGCUUACAACCGAGUUGGCUCGCAAAGCCGCCCACCGCAGCGUCUACGGAGAGGAAAAGAAGGAUGAGAAACCCAGCAACAAAUCCGUGAACUUCGAACAGGAGACACCCGAGCAAAAGGCUGGCGCUCACGACCCUGGCCCAAAGCAACAUGAGAAGAAGUCGAAGGAGGGCGGCAAGAAGCCGCCACCUGGAGAUCCCUGGAACAUGGGAAGUGUGGAUCUUGGCACCAUAAUCGCGACGACAUUCUUUUCAUGGCUUCUCUACCGCCUCCUCGUACCCGGUGAGAGCUCUAGGGAGAUCUCAUGGCAAGAGUUCAGGACGACGUUCCUCGACAAGGGUUUGGUGGAAAAGAUUGUGGUUGUGGGUGGCACAAGAGCACGCGUCUACCUGCACACAGAUGCUGUCGCAUCAAUGUAUCCUGAUUCUCCUGCUGCCAACGCCAACUUCCACUACUACUUCACCCUCGGCUCCAUCGAGUCCUUUGAGCGCAGGGUAGACAAGGCACAGGAUGAGCUUGGCAUCCCCAGCUCCGAACGCAUUCCGGUCUCCUAUUCUGAUGAUGGCCCCUGGCUAGCUACCCUGCUCUCGUUCGGUCCCACGCUCCUGUUUAUUAGCGUGAUAUUUUUCCUGUCCAGGAAGGCUGGCGGUGGUGCGGGCGGCUCGAGCGGUAUCUUCGGCAUGGGCAGGAGUCGCGCCAAGAAGUUCAACCACGAGACGGACAUCAAGGUCAAGUUCGCGGAUGUCGCCGGUAUGGAUGAAGCCAAGACGGAAAUCAUGGAGUUCGUCAGCUUCCUGAAGGAGCCCAGUAUUUACCAGAAACUUGGUGCUAAGAUCCCCCGCGGCGCGAUUCUGUCCGGUCCUCCUGGUACUGGUAAGACCCUUCUGGCCAAAGCCACUGCUGGUGAAUCGCGGGUGCCCUUCUUCAGUGUCAGUGGUUCUGAAUUCGUCGAGAUGUUUGUCGGUGUUGGCCCUUCAAGAGUCCGUGAUCUGUUCGCCAACGCUCGCAAGAACACGCCCUGCAUCAUCUUCAUCGAUGAAAUCGAUGCAAUCGGAAAGUCAAGAGCCAAGCAGAGCUUCGGUGGUGGCAAUGACGAGAGAGAAAGCACGCUCAACCAGAUUCUGACCGAAAUGGACGGCUUCAACACCUCGGAGCAGGUUGUUGUCCUCGCGGGUACUAACAGGCCGGACGUUCUUGACAAGGCGCUCAUGCGUCCUGGUCGUUUCGAUAGGCAUAUUGCCAUUGACAGGCCGACGAUGGAGGGCCGGAAGCAGAUUUUCAAUGUCCACCUGAAGAAGAUUGUCACAAAGGAAGACAUUGAGUUCUUGACUGGACGCCUUGCUGCGCUGACUCCCGGCUUCGCUGGUGCCGACAUUGCCAACUGUGUCAACGAAGCUGCUCUCAUUGCUGCUCGCCACCAGGCCGAGACCGUUGCGAUGACACACUUCGAGCAAGCCAUCGAGCGUGUCAUUGGCGGUCUGGAAAAGAAGUCCAUGGUCCUGUCUCCUGAAGACAAAAAGACCGUCGCAUACCACGAAGCCGGUCACGCCAUCUGCGGUUGGUACUUCAAGUACGCCGAUCCGCUGCUGAAGGUCAGCAUCAUCCCGCGUGGCAGCGGCGCGCUCGGAUAUGCGCAGUACCUGCCGUCGGGCGACACGUACCUGAUGAACGUGAACCAGCUGGUGGACCGGAUGGCGAUGGCGCUGGGCGGGCGCGUAAGCGAAGAACUGCACUUUGAGACGGUGACGUCAGGCGCGUCGGACGACUUCAACAAAGUCACGCGCAUGGCAACAGCCAUGGUGACGAAGUGGGGCAUGAGCCGCAAGAUCGGCUACAUCUACUACGAGGACGACGGGCAGCAGCAGCUGCACAAGCCGUUCUCGGAGGAGACGGCCAAGAACAUCGACGCCGAGGUGCGGCGCAUUGUCGAGGAGGCGCACAAGCAGUGCCGCGACCUGCUGACGGCGCGCAAGAAGGAGGUCGGCAUCGUGGCCGAGGAGCUGCUGCGCAAGGAGAUGCUGACGCGCGACGACUUGGAGCGCUUGCUCGGCAAGCGUCCGUUUGACGACCCCAAGGACUUCACCAAGUACUUUGGCGGGCGCGGCGACCGCGAGGGCGCUGGCAGCGGUAUGCCGAACCCUUCUGGCCCUGGCAAGCUGCCUGAUGAUAUCCCCGACCCGGGCACCCCGACCCCGCCUGGUGGCGCUGUUGUAUAG
Messenger RNA from Aplosporella prunicola CBS 121167, 2703 nucleotides. RefSeq lists its product as uncharacterized. The transcript has 2 exons. Gene Ontology annotation, molecular function: ATP-dependent peptidase activity; zinc ion binding; ATP binding. The coding region runs from base 1 to 2703 and encodes 900 amino acids. The record is from RefSeq and is a predicted model, not a curated record. Lineage: Eukaryota; Fungi; Ascomycota; Dothideomycetes; Botryosphaeriales; Aplosporellaceae. Gene Ontology annotation, biological process: mitochondrial protein processing; protein-containing complex assembly. Gene Ontology annotation, cellular component: m-AAA complex; membrane.